AUGGCUGGUAGCUCUCCUCCUAAGAAGCUCCUCAUAGAGGCAUGCACUGAAAGACUCAGAAAAUGGCUGUCGGAGAGGUGGAGGAACUCCUAUAAUAUUAGGAGCAUCGAGAUCGAGGAAAGCUUUAUAUUUUCACCAUAUUUGUUUUCUGAGAAUGAUUUGUCUGUAUUUGGUUUCAGACAGGACCCAGAGCAGAAUCAAGAGUACAAUAAAGGAGUUUUUGAUGGCAUUGGAGUGUAUUACUGGGGACAGAUGAAAUACAAAACCAAGCUGCGCAGUACAAAUUUAAAGAAGGUGUUUCGGUAUGUGGAAAGAGCUCCUUUACUAUGCAUCCUUGAUGACAUCAUUGAACCUCUUGAUUAUUUUCUGCUGAAGCGACAAAAAUCUUCUCCAGACUCCGACUCAGAUUCAGACACUGAUGAUGAUGAUGAUGAUAAUGAACCUCAGGUUGUGAGUACAGUCCAGCAGUCACCAGAAGCUUUAUUCCUUGAGGCUCUUGAGUUUUAUUGUCUUUUAAAAAUGCGACUGGGGUUGUUGGAGACAAAAUGGAGAGACACCAUUGAAAAGCUAUUACCUACUAACAGCUGCAAAGGUUUUGUUGAGGCAUUUCAAUCAGAGAUAUUAAGAACACUUCGUGGACUUGUUCAAGUAUUCAAGAAAAUAAUGAGUGAAUGCUACAAUGGUGAAACCAAACCACGCUACUUGCAGCUAUGUGAGAGACUGAAACUAAGUGCUAAAGAGGAGGAGGCAAUGCAUCUAAUUUUCAUGUACAAUGCUGGAGUUAGAUUUGUGAAGACCCAAUCAGUGCAUUGUAGCAGUCAUGGUAGUAUGGCAAUGGAAGUGGCAUGGUUUGCAGAAAUGACUGGAUCAGAAAUGUAUGAGUUUUUCAGUGAAAACAGGGCUCACAUGAAACAAGAGAUGUUUGAAUCAGAUAAUGAGUAUACCACUAUACUAGCAGCUACAUUUCUAACAAUGCCACCAACAAUCAUUAAAGCAUGUUGCGGUGAAACUGAUCUUACUUCUCAAUCAUAUGAGUCUGACUUGGAAUAUCUUGAAGAUAACUUUGAACUGAUAGAGACUCUUGUUAAGGCGAGAAAGACAGAGAACAGUGAUGAUAUUAUAUUUACUAGACCAGACCAGAGGAGACCUGAAGCUAUCAUGAGAGAAAUGAAAGCUAAAGCUAGAAGUCUUACUGCUAAGAUAAAUGGAAGAAUGGAAGCCACUAAACAAUCUGGAGAUUGGUUACCUCGUUUAGAGAGGCUAGCUAUAUUGCGAAGCCUCGAUGAGUUUGAAAAGAAGACACUGCUAACACUGACUGGGUGUAUGGUAUCUAGAAACUUGAGAGACUCACGUGAUAGGGAUUCUGUAUUUUCACACAAUGUGAAUAUUGGAAUGUUGAUUGGGCUGUUUUGUGAAGGAUUAGGAGAACAAAUAAAGGCUAGAGUGUACUUCUAUCGCACAUCACGUCUUGUUAAAGAGGGCCUGAUACAAAUUUGUGAUCCUCCUAUUUUGAGUCGAGGCAAUUUCCUUGACUCUGGAGUUCAGUUGGAUAGACGACUCCUUGAUUAUAUUGUUGGACUUGACACAGAGAUUAAUGAACUAGUUGAUGGAAGUGAUCUAUAUUCUCCUGAAGUUACAUUAUCUGAUGUUGCGAUGCUUUCAGACCAAAGACACCUUUUACUCAACACUUUUGACUCAUUUGACAAGUUUAAAAAGACAUGCAAAGAGCUCAAGUUAGCCACACAUGGCUACAAUAAAGGAUUAUGUUUAUUGUUCUAUGGACCUUCAGGAACAGGUAAGACAAUGACAGCAAAUGCUGUUGCAAAUCAUUUGAAGAAGAAGUUGCUAUUAGUGACUGUAUCAUUACUCACUGAAUCACAAAUUACUAAAGAUUUGCUUAAGUUCUUGUUUCGUGAGGCCAAGAUACAUAAUGCUGUCAUCUUUUUUGAUGAAUGUGAGCCACUCUUUGAAUCCAGAGACUCUCGUACUAACCCAUGCCUUGCACUGCUACUAACAGAGAUAGAGCAGUAUGAAGGUAUUAUAUUUCUUGCUACCAACAGACAUCAGGAUCUUGAUGAAGCUAUGCACAGGAGGAUACAACUAGCACUUCCUUUCACUGUACCAGACUUCACACUUAGGAAAGAGAUCUGGAAAUCACAUGUGCAUAGCCAAUUGAUUGGUGAAGACAUUGAUUGGGAUAGUCUGGCACAAGAUUAUGAAUUGACUGGAGGUUUAAUUAAGAAUGCUGUACUUAGUGCCAUAUCUGUUGCUACUAAGAAAACUAAUGGAACCUCUAGCAAACUGACCCUCUCCACAGACGAUUUACAUAAAGGAGCUAAAUUGCAAUUAAAAGGAUUAUUGGAGAUGGUUGAUUUUGAGAGACGUGUCAUUCCAACAUAUGGUCUAAGUGAACUAAUACUUGAACCAUCAACACUAAAUACAAUUGAAUCCAUUCUUAAUUCAGGAAAGACUCACAAGUUUAUUAGUACUCAGUGGGGAUUCAAUAAUUCCUCAGGACAUAAUGUAGCAACUCCCACGGGAAUCAUUUGCCUUUUAUCUGGAACAGCUGGAGUGGGUAAAUCCUCCAUUGCACAUGCAAUUGCAUAUGAGUUAGGUCAGCCAAUAAAGGAAGCUACUUGUACUGAGUUGUUGUCACAUACCGUGUCUUCAAAUCCUCGUGCUGGGCGUGGUGUGGCUACCUUUUUCAGGGAUGCUGCUAGGGCUAAUGCUAUAGUUGUGUUAGAUGGGGCAGAGUUUAUACUGGGAUCAGUGUCAAGUGUUCAAUUAAGUGGUGUGAUAGGAUGUGAGACAUAUUCAUUAGCUUAUCAAAUUGAGCAGUACACAGGUAUGACUAUCCUUACCACAAGGUAUGAGAUUGGACUUCUUGAUCUAUCCCGGAUUCCAAAAAUGAGGUAUGUGGUUCCACUGUGGACUCCCAGUGUCAACCUGAGAGAAAAAAUAUGGAGUAAAUUAUUGCCUAAAAAACUACCAGUCUCAUCUUCAAUUGAUGUAAAGAAACUAGCUGAAAGGUUUAGCUUCACAGGAGGUGACAUUGGAUCAGUUAUAUGUACUGCUGCUGAAAUUAUAGCUGGAGGAGAUACUGCUAAUGUUGAGUCACCUUCCUCUGUGACUACUGAACUAUUGGAACAAGUUGCUGAGACUCAUUUGAAGAAAAUGAAUCAAACAGGACACUCUAUCCAGUCAAUGUUUCAAUAGACACAAGUUACUGUAAUGAAACUAAUCUUGGUAGAUUAUUGUGUGAUUGUGUGUAUGCAUGAAAAUGCUUAUACUUUGGCUGUAUUAUUGAUUGUUUUUAUUGCUGUCUUUUUGAUCUUUUUAUUCACUAGGAUAAGAAAUUUUUUUAGUUAUUAGAUAUUUUUAAAAGUAGCAUUGAUGUAUUUAUACUAUUGCAUAGUGUAUGGUGUUUCCCAAAAA
Amphimedon queenslandica is the source of this 3435-nucleotide messenger RNA. RefSeq lists its product as uncharacterized. Gene Ontology annotation, molecular function: ATP hydrolysis activity; ATP binding. NCBI's taxonomy places the organism in Eukaryota, Metazoa, Porifera, Demospongiae, Haplosclerida, Niphatidae. The record is from RefSeq and is a predicted model, not a curated record. The coding region runs from base 1 to 3216 and encodes 1071 amino acids. The transcript is spliced from 26 exons.